Molecule: messenger RNA, 1510 nt
Organism: Daphnia pulicaria
Lineage: Eukaryota; Metazoa; Arthropoda; Branchiopoda; Diplostraca; Daphniidae
Gene: Alg3
Product: lethal(2)neighbour of tid protein-like
Exons: 8
Coding region: 99-1391 (430 amino acids)
Cellular component (GO): endoplasmic reticulum
Molecular function (GO): dol-P-Man:Man(5)GlcNAc(2)-PP-Dol alpha-1,3-mannosyltransferase activity
Source: RefSeq, a predicted model, not a curated record
UAUACGGAAUGUACAUAAAUGUACCUGUUGUACUGUCUUGUACUAAACAUUCCUCAUUAAAUGGACAUCGUGCAGUCGCGCACUGAAACUCAAACAGUAUGGCGCCUCCCGGUAAACGUCACCGUGCGCCAAGCACGAAAAUUCAAGUGAUUAAAGGAAGACUUUUAAAGUUUCAAGCGAAAUAUCUAACUACUGACUUUGCGAAACGAUUAGUCCUUGAUCCCAGUUUGCUAUGGGUUUCCGCUAUUCUUCUGCUCGUCGGCGAGUUGUUUGUGAAUGUUCUAGUCAUUCAGCGAGUUCCAUAUACAGAGAUAGAUUGGAUAGCUUAUAUGCAAGAAGUUGAAGGAGUAGUGAAUGGAACAUGGGACUACUCCAAACUGAAGGGGGACACAGGACCUCUAGUCUAUCCAGCUGGAUUUGUUUACAUUUUUACUAUCCUCUACUACAUCACCAACUAUGGAAGAAAUAUUAGAUUUGCUCAGUACAUAUUUUGUGGAUUUUAUCUAGUAACUGUGGCCUUGGUCUUCAGGAUCUACUCAAAGUCACGUAAAAUCCCUCCGUACAUGCUGAUAUUCAUCUGCUGUACUUCAUACAGGGUUCAUUCUAUCUAUGUCCUAAGACUGUUCAAUGACCCAGUUGCUAUGAUGUUCUUGUAUUUAUCAGUAAACCUAUUCAUGGAUGGCUAUUGGACAUUGGGCAGUACAUUUUUCAGUCUGGCAGUUUCCAUUAAAAUGAAUAUUCUGCUAUUUGCGCCAGCCUUAUUGCUGGCGUACAUUGCUUCUCAAGGAUUCUACGGGACCAUUAAGCAACUCAGUAUAUGUGCCGGAAUUCAACUUCUUUUAGGAGCCCCUUUUCUUUUAACCAAUCCUGUUGCCUACAUGGUUGGAUCGUUCAAUUUGGGACGCGUUUUCUUAUUUGAAUGGACGGUUAAUUGGCGAUUUCUUUCUGAAGAACUAUUCGUCCAUCCUGGCUUCCACAUAUCUCUUUUGCUUCUUCACGUGGGACUUUUAGCGAUUUUCGCAAAACCAUGGUUCAGAUACAUGAAAAGCUUCGCCAAGUUGCAGCCAACUGGAGUGGGAAUAGUGUCACAACUUCUUCUCUUGCCGCUGUUCACUGCCAAUUUGAUUGGAGUGGCGUUCAGCCGUUCGUUACAUUACCAAUUCUAUGUCUGGUACUUUCACACUCUGCCUUAUCUCCUCUGGUCGACCCCAUACUCGAUAUGGCUCAGGUUAUGUAUCUUGGGCUUGAUUGAAAUGAGUUGGAACACUUUUCCGUCGACGAAUGUGAGCAGUGCCAUGUUGCACGUGUGCCACCUUUUGAUUAUUUACGGAAUUUUCUCGAAACGUAACCCACCCAAGGACCUGGAUAUCAACAUUAAUAAGGACAAAUGAUGAUUUAAUAAAUCAACGGUUCACCUUUUGUUUUCCUUUUGAGUUUGAGAAGUGUGCUGCUCCUGCAUGCUUGAGAUAAUUGUAUUUGUGUGAUCAAUACAAUAUUUCUCGCUGCCAAA